Halichondria panicea is the source of this 1277-nucleotide messenger RNA. RefSeq names its product serine/threonine-protein kinase H1 homolog. The transcript has 2 exons. Gene Ontology annotation, biological process: protein phosphorylation. Lineage: Eukaryota; Metazoa; Porifera; Demospongiae; Suberitida; Halichondriidae. The record is from RefSeq and is a predicted model, not a curated record. The coding region runs from base 74 to 1114 and encodes 346 amino acids. Gene Ontology annotation, molecular function: protein kinase activity; ATP binding.
CACUUUUGGUUGAUUUUAAAAUGCAAUAACAUGACAGUCAAUUUAUUUAGUGGGGUAUGAAGAUCACAAAGAAAUGGGAGCAAUUUGUGGAUGCAAGAGAAGCAAUGUCGUGCAGCCAAGUAGUUCAGUCAAGACCAACCAUUCUAGUUCUGCAGCAAGCAAGCAUUUCGGAGGAGCUUUGAUUCUCGAUCUCACAGACUCUGGUAGUUUAUCCAAGCACUCUUUAGCUGAUACAAACUACAAUAACAAUAAUGCAAGCAGCUCAGAGCAAGUACAGCAAGCUGCUGGAGCAAUGCUCAAUGAAGACAGUGUGCUGAAGAAAUACAAUUUGCAAACUGUUAUCGGAGAAGGAUCUUUUUCGAAAGUGUUUAGAAUUGAGAACAGACAGACCGGUGAAUACUUUGCCCUCAAGAUAACUGACAAGGCAAAGUCGCUUGAAUCUGGUAUGCCAUGCUAUAAGAGAGAGCUUGCAAUCCUGAAAAGAGCAAGACAUCAAAACAUCAUCACUUUGCACGAAGUUUUCCAUUCUAAUUCUAAACUAUAUCUCAUUCUGGAACUUGCUUCGGGAGGCAAUCUAUUUGACAGGAUUAGUUCCAGCGGUGCUUACAACGAACCUCUUGCUCAGCGCACACUCAGUAUGAUCACCAAUGCUCUCUCCUACCUUCAUCGUGUGGGCGUUACACAUCGAGACUUAAAACUGGAAAACCUACUCUACAAAAACUCAAGAAAAGACUCUAAAAUUCUCAUAUCGGAUUUCGGAUUGAGUCACAUGACGGAGGGAGAUGCUAGUCGAAAUGUCAUGUGGACUACAUGUGGUAGUGAAGAGUACAUAGCUCCUGAGGUACUGGAUGGUCUGGAGUAUUCUAACGCCAUUGAUAACUGGGCUCUUGGAGUCAUCACGUAUGCUGUACUGUGCGCUUACAUGCCCUUCACUGACCAGAACAGGGCAAGACUACACCAGAAGAUACUGUCUGGAAUGGUGUCCUUCAGAGAACAGCCAUGGACAGAAGUGUCACCCCUGGGCAAAGAGUUUAUUUGCAAGCUACUGGAGGUGAACCCUGACCUCAGACUAACAGCCUCACAAGCAUUGGAACACCCAUGGCUGUAUGAAUAAGACCGAACAUUCUGAUUCAUGCUUUUUAACCCAUCAAUUUAAUUCUAAGAAAUCACUUAAUUAAUUAUUGUAAUCAGACUGUCAUAUCUCUCACCACUCUCACUGAACAGGUUUCACAUGCUUUCAUAUCACCACCACUACUGAAACAAACAGUUUUCAAUUA